GUCCGGGGCAAGUUACCUUCCGCAAUGACGACCUGACCCAGCUUCGCACACAACCACAACCUCCUCGCCAUGCAGUCCCUCGUCGCCCGCUCGUCCAUCAUGCGCCCCAGCGUACUCAGGUCGUCGGCGAGGACGUUCGCGACGUCGCCAACGCGUGCACAAGCGGUUCCGACUGAGAAGCCGGUCUUGAAUAAGGAGUUCAAGAUAUACCGCUGGAAUCCGGAUGAGCCUGCAGCAAAGCCCAAGCUACAGACGUACACCGUCGACCUGAACCAGUGCGGUCCUAUGAUUCUUGAUGCACUCAUUAAGAUCAAGAAUGAGACGGAUCCGACACUCACUUUUCGCCGUUCAUGCCGCGAGGGCAUUUGCGGCUCCUGCGCAAUGAACAUUAACGGCCAGAACACCCUUGCGUGCCUCUGCCGCAUUGACAGGAACGCCAGCAAGGACACCAAGAUCUACCCUCUUCCUCACAUGUACAUUGUGAAGGACCUCGUCCCGGACCUCACGCAGUUCUACAAACAAUACAAGUCGAUCGAGCCCUACCUCAAGAAUGACAACCCACCUGCAGACCGCGAGUUCCUGCAGUCACAGGAAGACCGGCGCAAGCUUGACGGGUCAGUCAUUCAUUGAAACUCAGUUAUUGGACACCGGGUGACAUGUUGGUGUUAGGAUGUAUGAGUGCAUCUUGUGCGCGUGCUGCUCGACGUCCUGCCCGAGCUACUGGUGGAACCAGGACGAGUACCUCGGUCCCGCGACCCUCAUGGCAGCCUACCGGUGGAUGGCUGACUCCCGG
Molecule: messenger RNA, 793 nt
Organism: Fomitopsis serialis
Lineage: Eukaryota; Fungi; Basidiomycota; Agaricomycetes; Polyporales; Fomitopsidaceae
Product: 2Fe-2S iron-sulfur cluster binding domain-containing protein
Exons: 4
Coding region: 70-630 (186 amino acids)
Biological process (GO): tricarboxylic acid cycle; aerobic respiration; respiratory electron transport chain
Cellular component (GO): mitochondrial membrane
Molecular function (GO): electron transfer activity; 2 iron, 2 sulfur cluster binding
Source: RefSeq, a predicted model, not a curated record